GUGUUCCUCGCCGAGCUGAAGAACACCGACCAGUACUUCGCCCUGAAAGCCUUGAAGAAGGACGUGGUGCUGAUGGAUGAUGACGUUGAAUGCACGAUGGUGGAGAAGAGAGUCCUCUCCUUAGCUUGGGAGCACCCAUUCCUGACACACGUCUUCUGCACCUUCCAGACCAAGGAAAACCUCUUUUUCGUAAUGGAAUACCUCAAUGGAGGAGACCUCAUGUUCCAUAUCCAGAGCUGUCAUAAGUUCGACCUUCCCAGAGCAACGUUUUAUGCUGCUGAAAUCAUAUGUGGUCUGCAGUUCCUCCAUUCCAAAGGGAUAAUAUACAGAGACUUGAAGCUAGAUAACGUGCUCUUGGACAACGAAGGGCACAUCAAAAUUGCCGACUUUGGAAUGUGUAAGGAGAACAUGUUUGGAGAUGCAAAGACGAGCACUUUUUGUGGGACUCCUGACUAUAUUGCUCCUGAGAUUUUGCUGGGGCAGAAGUACAAUUCCUCCGUUGACUGGUGGUCAUUUGGUGUCCUCCUAUAUGAGAUGCUUAUUGGCCAAUCUCCUUUCCACGGCCAAGAUGAAGAGGAGCUUUUCCAGUCUAUCCGCAUGGAUAACCCAUUUUACCCUCGCUGGCUUGACAAGGAUGCAAAGGACAUUCUGGUGAAGGUAAGAAUUAUCAAAUAUCUAACAUGUUUUUACCAGAACGGUCAUCUUCAUCUGUUCAGAGAAACGGCUCUAGCAUGAUAGGAGUAAAGUGAGUCACCUUCCUGUAAAUCUCCAAGUGACUGUAGCAAUUUCGACAAGGAAUUCCUAAAUGAAAAACCCAGACUGUCCUGUGCUGACAGAACACUGAUUAACAGCAUGGACCAAAAUAUGUUCAGCAACUUUUCUUUUGUGAACCCUAAAAUGGAGAAGAUAUUUUCCUGAGA
Molecule: messenger RNA, 920 nt
Organism: Tinamus guttatus (white-throated tinamou)
Lineage: Eukaryota; Metazoa; Chordata; Aves; Tinamiformes; Tinamidae
Source: RefSeq, a predicted model, not a curated record